AACUGCCACAGAUCAUCCUCAACAAGCCAGUUACGCCUUGGGAGCUGUGAGACGCCUUCCUCAAGAGCGUUGGCGACUGCCACUACGGGCCAGGCGCAGGACGUGACAGCAGCGAUGGAAGCUUCUGAUAGCAGCAAGCGCGGUUCUGCCUAUAUCGCCGGUACCAGCUCGGCGCAUUAGCAUCAGCCCCAGAAAAGCAUGGUUAUAGAAUGACGCAGGUCCAUCCGACAGCCCAUCGCCCAUUCCUCGUUACAAAGUUGGGAUAGCUUCACAUCCACCGCUGAGCCCCAUACUCCUCGGCGACGACACCAUGGCUACACCGGGUUACCGACUGGGUGUUGAUGUUGGAGGAACCUUCACCGACGUGUGCGUCAUCACGCCCAACGGCGAGGCAGUACGCACAAAGGUACCGACCAACACGACAGACCAGUCAAUUGGCGUGCACGAAGGCGUGCAGCAGGCGCGAAAAAUACUCAAAGACAAGUACAACUGGGACGGCAAGUUCGAGUAUAUACACCAUGGCACCACCACGGGCACCAAUGCCGUGCUCGAAGGCAAGGGCGCCAAGUGUGGCCUCAUCGUUACCAAGGGCCACAAGGACAUACUGGCCACAAGACGCAGCCAGAUACCGGGCGGCCUAGGUUCGUGGAUGCAUUAUGAACAGCCCGAGCCUCUUGUGCCGCUCGAGAGAACCGUCGAAGUCAAAGAGCGUAUCAAGAUUGAUGGUGACAUAUUCUACGACUUGGAUGAAGAUGAAUUACGGAACGACUUACAGGAUCUCAAGCGACAACAGCCUCAAGCCAUUGCCGUGUCGCUCAUCAAUUCCUUCGCUAAUAGCACGCAUGAAGAACGCAUCAAAGCUAUACUGGUCAGCGAAUUUGGCCCAGAUGUUGAGAUUGUCACCUCAACGGACGUGCUGCCAGAGAUACAGGAAUACGAGCGCACCGUUACGACGGCUGCGAAUGCCAUCGUCAAGCCAGUAGUCAAGAGCUACAUGCAGAACCUGCAGAAAAUGCUUGCGGAUGACACCGAUACAAUCCGCAUCUUGAAAUCCGAUGGCGAUCUGACGUCGGUUCACCUCGCCGGUGAAACACCAGUGCGCAUCCUCAUGAGCGGCCCAGCCGGCGGCGUCAAGGCAGUCUCGCAUCUGGUCGCCAAGAACACGCCUUACAAGAAUCUCAUCACCUUUGACAUGGGAGGAACUUCUACCGACUGCGCUUUACUCUCAGGUAGCGAUGCUAUUAUUCGACGAGAAACCGCCAUCGGUCACUUAUCCGUACGAGCCCCAAGUGUUGAUGUUAACACUGUAGGCGCUGGUGGCGGCUCCAUUGCGAUAUUCAACGACUUUACAAAAACGUUGCGUGUUGGGCCAGAGUCCAGUGGUGCUACACCUGGUCCUGCGGCGUAUGGCAAAGGUGGGACCCAAGCGACUGUGACUGAUGCAAACUUGGCGCUGGGUCGCCUUCCUUCGAAGCUACUAGGCGGUAAAUUCCAAUUGGAUGUUGCCGCAUCUACUGCUGCAGUUGAGUCAAUUGCUAAGCAGAUGGGCCUUGAUACUGCUUCCGCAGCUGAAGGAAUCAUCGACUUAGUAAACGAGUCCAUGCAUGGGGCUCUUCGUCUGGUAUCCGUUGAGCAAGGCUACGACCCACGCGACUUCGCCUUGGUUGCUCUCGGUGGCGCUGGUCCGCUCCAUGGUAACGCUCUAGGUCAGCUUCUUGGUUCCUGGCCCGUCAUCGUCCCUCCCUCUCCUGGUGUUCUUUGUGCACAGGGUGAUGCCAUCACCAAGAUGUCCCAUGAGCAGAGCUGCACAUACAUUCGCGCCUUCUCAGAUAUCACAGAGCAAGAGCUCAAGGAGACAUUACUCAAUCUCAGGGCUAGUGGUGUAGACACCAUGAAAACCUCGCUUGCCGAUGAGAACGCUGCGUUGCAUGUCAUAUACCAAGCGGAUAUGCGUUACAAGGGUCAAGCCAUGACACUUACUGUUGAUUUGAGUUCCAGUGAGCUCGAAAGCUCAGACAAGCUCGUGGACAUCUUGCGUAACAAGUUCAAUGAAGCCCAUCAACAUCAGUUCGGAUUUUCACAUGCGCAUGCCGAGAUGGAGACGAUGCGCUUACGUGCCAAGGUUGUUGAUGCUUCCGAGGAGGUAGCCUUCAAGCCGCUGGAGGAUGCUCGUACAUCCGAACCUUGGGAAGGUGCGAUCACAGCCAAGCAGUCAAUCGUCUGGGAUGGCAAAAAGGUCGAAGCCACAUUCUGGGACCGUUCCAAGAUUGGAGGGGCUGGGAAAGUCAUACAUGGCCCAGCGGUUGUCACGGAGAUGGACUCGAACACGCUCAUAUUGCCCGGCUUCUAUGGAAAGAUCGACUCCAUGGGUAACAUACUCAUUUGGCCUACCGAGAAGAAGGAAGAACGAAAGACCGUUCAUACGAAAGAGUCAGCUCAGGAUAUGAUCAAAGAGCAGCCCAUUAUUGCCACUCUCAUCGCCUCUGCGCUUGGGUCUAUCAGAAGAGAGAUGGAUGCACUUCUGCUUCGUUGCGCCAUGAGCCCGGCGAUUCGAGAGCAACAAGACGAGUUCAACGUGAUCACUAAUACAAGGGGACAGAUGCUUGUUGGUCAAUUUGGGUCUUUCAUACAGCAAUUCCUGAACGGUUGGAACGGCACGGUCCAAGAAGGCGACGUCUUCGUGACCAAUGACGUAUACCAAAUCGAUGGUGCCGUAUCACACCUCAACGACGUUAUCGUGCUACUUCCCAUAUACUAUGAGCACAAGCUUAUAGGCUGGGCGGCGAACUUCGGUCACAUAACUGAUGUGCAAGGAAAAGUCCCGGGCUCUAUGAGCAUCAACGCCAGUACCAUUUACGAAGACGGUCUUCAAAUUCCCAUUGUCAAGCUAUACACAAAUGGUGUUUACAACGACACUCUUGCAACUGUACUGUUCCGCAACUCUCGCGCCCCAGAUUGGUUCCAGAGUGACCUAAUGGCGCUCGUUACCGCCUGUCGAACAGCUGCUACACGUGUCACCGAGCUCUGUGAACGUUAUAGCCUGGAGAUCUACGAGGCAGCCACAGAUUAUCUGCUGGAGCAGAACAAGCUUGCCAUUAGUAGGAUCAUCAACGAGAAGAUCAGCGAUGAAGUAUCAAGCUUCACCGACUUCAUCGAUGACGAUGGACAGGGCAUCGGUCCAUACGCUAUUACUUGCUCAAUGAAGAAGCAGAAUGGCAAGCUCAUCUUUGAUUGGGACGGCACAUCACCUCAAUCAAAUACGUCGAUGAACUUUUAUCUCUCGAUCACUUUGUUCAAGAUGUUCAUCGGGUAUCAUCUGCUCGCAAUUUACGAUCCUUUUGCAGUUGUCAAUGACGGCUUCCACGAUUUACUCGACAUCAAAAUCCCGACCGGCACCAUUCUUCGUCCCGUCCGCCCAGCAGCCGUCAGUUGCCGUACUCAUCUUCUCGGUCGUAUCAUGGAUGUAUUACAGGCGCUCUUUGGUCAACAAAACCCCGCCUAUCGUUGUGCAGCAGGGUUCUCCGAUUCACCACAUCUAUUCUACUCCGGUUUCAAGCCUGAUGGCGAAUUCUACUUGCUCUACCAGAUCGGCUUUGGUGGUGUGCCUGCGCGACCGAUCGGUGACGGUCCAGACUGUCACUGUCUUUUCCCAGCCAUCAAGUCUAUCCCGGCUGAGAAUAUCGAGCUCUACUUCCCUGUCAUUAUCGAGGCCAAUGAAGCUUUACCGGACUCCGGAGGCGCUGGUUUCUACAGAGGAGGUAACGCACAGAGGACCCUAUAUAGAUGGCUUUGUGAAGGCGAUGUCAGCACGCACGACGACCGUUGGCUGACCAAGGCAUGGGGUGUUAACGGUGGUAAGCCGGGAAGCAGAUCGAGGAAGAUCUUGUACCGCAACAACAGCUAUGGCACAGCAGAAGAAAAGGACAAUAUGGAAUUAUGUCAGUCGAAGCAGGAUCACAUCCACGUUUAUCCAGGCGACGUUUUGGAAUGGAUCACUUGGGGCGGUGGAGGUCUUGGCGAUCCUCUUACGCGCCCUCCCGAACGUGUAGCCCAAGAAGUCCAUCGCCGUCUCGUCACUGUUGAAGGCGCUCGGGACAACUAUGGUGUCAUCGUCGAUCAACACACUUUCAACUUCGACAAGUUUGCCACCUCGACACUUCGCAGCAAAAGACGUGAAGAGCGCUCGAUAGAGGGAUAUAGUACUGACAAUGUGAUUGACCGCGGCGGCACUCUCAGUGAACUGAUGCAGAAGUGCGAAAUCGAAACGGGGUUGAAGGCUCCUAUCCCGCAGUGGGAAAAGAGGAUUUAUGGUCCGCACGCAGGAUUGGAGUAUGUGAGGAACUGGUAUGAUAAGAUGAAGAAAGAAGGUAUGGAACGGUGGGAUAAGGCAUAAGGCAGGUUUUCACACCAAAGGUUAAGCUGGGCGCUGAUGUGACGCUGCAUGGUACUAAUCCAUCUGGUCUCAGUCUACCGCUAGGUCACCUCUUCAAUUGUACAAAUAGUUCUGGAUCCCUCGCUUCCAGGAAUUUGAGCAUCUCAUCGUCGAAAUACGUCCACUCUUCUAGUGGCAAAAAGCCAUUGACAGCAGCUGUGUCCGGAUGAUCCCUCUGAUUAAAUGCCUGUGCGAGUUCUGGUAGUCGCUGAUCAAGAGGUAGAGCGUAGAGCUGUAAGAUUGUAC
Alternaria alternata is the source of this 4678-nucleotide messenger RNA. RefSeq lists its product as hypothetical. Gene Ontology annotation, biological process: glutathione metabolic process. Lineage: Eukaryota; Fungi; Ascomycota; Dothideomycetes; Pleosporales; Pleosporaceae. Gene Ontology annotation, cellular component: cytosol. Gene Ontology annotation, molecular function: 5-oxoprolinase (ATP-hydrolyzing) activity. Bases 311 to 4393 code for a protein of 1360 amino acids. The record is from RefSeq and is a predicted model, not a curated record. The transcript is spliced from 5 exons.